CAUAGCAGUCACUAAUUCAAUCCUGUGACUCUUCUACUGCAGCCUAGAGACUAUAGAACUCUGAACUAGGCAGAAGGAGAGGAUGAUGGAAAGCAAUAUCUCACAAAGACCCAAAUGACAUUUGAGAGAAUGACCUCUUCAAGAAGGAAGAUCCAUACAGCACACCUGUAAGUCCCAGGACCUGGCAACCUGAUGAAAACAGGCUGGUGGAGGCUACAUCAUAACUUGGUUUCUGCUGCUGUGAACCAUCUUAUCUCCCCAUCCUUGCAUAGAAACCUGCGACCAUGAGGAGCAGCCUCACUCUAGUAGGCACCUUCUGGGCCUUCCUGUCUCUAGUUACUGCUGUGGCCAGUUCUACCAGUUACUUCCUUCCUUACUGGUUGUUUGGAUCACAGCUUGGAAAGCCAGUAUCUUUCAGCACAUUCAGAAGAUGCAACUACCCUGUGCGGGGAGAUGGGCACAAUCUGAUCAUGGUAGAAGAAUGUGGGCGCUAUGCCAGUUUCACCGCCAUACCAAGCCUGGCAUGGCAGAUGUGCACGGUGGUGACAGGUGCUGGCUGUGCUCUGCUGCUCUUGGUGGCGCUGGCUGCCGUCUUAGGAUGCUGCAUGGAAGAACUCAUCUCUAGAAUGAUGGGACGUUGCAUGGGAGCUGCACAGUUUGUAGGAGGGCUGCUGAUAAGCUCAGGCUGUGCAUUAUAUCCUUUAGGAUGGAACAGCCCGGAGGUAAUGCAAACAUGCGGGAAUGUCUCCAAUCAAUUUCAGUUAGAUUAUAUCACAACCAGUGAGGAUAGCAGAGAAGAAAUGGGUAAAGGACCCAUUGAAUCACCUCCUAAGUCAGAAGUUGUAAUAUUUAAUAAAAAGGAUAAAGAUUCUAAGCAACAUCCUAAGGCAAGUAAUAGCUAA
Messenger RNA from Mastomys coucha (southern multimammate mouse), 902 nucleotides. RefSeq names its product LHFPL tetraspan subfamily member 1 (gene Lhfpl1). The transcript is spliced from 3 exons. Bases 285 to 902 code for a protein of 205 amino acids. The record is from RefSeq and is a predicted model, not a curated record. Lineage: Eukaryota; Metazoa; Chordata; Mammalia; Rodentia; Muridae. Gene Ontology annotation, cellular component: membrane.